Messenger RNA from Siniperca chuatsi (mandarin fish), 704 nucleotides. RefSeq names its product cystatin-F. Gene Ontology annotation, molecular function: cysteine-type endopeptidase inhibitor activity. The record is from RefSeq and is a predicted model, not a curated record. The transcript has 4 exons. Gene Ontology annotation, cellular component: Golgi apparatus; late endosome; endoplasmic reticulum. The coding region runs from base 123 to 548 and encodes 141 amino acids. Lineage: Eukaryota; Metazoa; Chordata; Actinopteri; Centrarchiformes; Sinipercidae. Gene Ontology annotation, biological process: positive regulation of myelination; negative regulation of microglial cell activation; immune response.
CAGGAAACCUGACAUGUUCGCUGCAGAGUUUGUUCCCGCUGCUGUGGUCAGAGCUGAUCUGUGGUCAGAGUGUCGCCGCCUCACAGGAAACACAGACGAGUCCUCCCAGAGACACAGAGUGCAUGAUGGGACUGAAGAAGCUGCUGCUCGUCUCUCUGCUCGCUGUUCUGGAGGCGAGGGUGGCGGCGGGCAGCCAUCAUGGCCGCUCCAUGCCUGGAUCUCCGUACAACAUCAGCAGGAACGACCGCGGCCUCCAGCAGGUCGUCCUCGCCGCCACCUACUCCUUCAACAACCAAUCAAACGACGCCUUCCUCUUCAAACCCGCCGCCGUCCACAAAGCACAGCGGCAGGUGGUUAAGGGGGUUCGGUACAUCGUAGAUUUGGAGAUUUCUAGAACCGUCUGCCGUAAACGAGACAACAACACUCUGUCCGACUGUGACUUUCAGCCUGAAGGUCAUCUGCACCAGACGUUUCAGUGUCACUUUGAGGUUUGGAUGAUUCCCUGGAAGAAUGAGACCAAGACUCUGGUCUUCCUCUGUAAACCCUGAAACCUCCAGCUGCCUCCAUCAUCUUCAUCCUCCAUCAUCUUCAUCCCUGAUGGAGUUCACAUCCACCUGUCCACCUGUCUGACCUGCUUCUCCACGCCUCAUCUGUAAAACUAACUUUUCACACAAAAUAAAACCAUCUGCCUUUUGGAUAUGAAA